Molecule: messenger RNA, 555 nt
Organism: Caenorhabditis auriculariae
Lineage: Eukaryota; Metazoa; Nematoda; Chromadorea; Rhabditida; Rhabditidae
Source: the annotation of a GenBank genome assembly
AUGGUGGCAGGAAGCUUUCCGAUGGUGCGUUAUUUACAAGACGUUGCGAAGAAGUGUAUUAGAGAAGGCAAAAAAGGCCGCUCGAAUGAUGGGCGGAAGGAUUAUGAUGCCAAGAUGAAUUCGGCCAAGGUGUGCCUGAAGGGAUCCGAAGACUUGCUGGUCAGAAUGAGGCUAUUCGAAUUCCUGCCGCGGCAUGAUCCAACGAAUGAUGUGUUUGGGAGACUCAGAGGCUUUUCGCGUAGAUUUCAGGAAGAUUAUUUUCUUAUUUAUCACAAAGAAAAAAAAAUAACAAACUUUUCUCGCUGAUUCAUCAAGAAGUUGAUCACAAAUAUUUUUAGAGACUGUAAAAGAAAGGGAUAGAAGAACAGGUAAAAAUAUAGAUAAAACUUUUGUGCAAGGAAAACGGAAAGUUUCAAAAUUAUGAGAUGGAGCUACCGUACACCUGAGAUGAAGGCUGUGCGGCUGGCUGCCUGGUUAUGGCAGAAGGUGACCUCAGAGGCGGACCGGUCUGUCGCGAUUGUGGGCGGAGCGUUGAGCAUCAUCCACGUUAAGUAA